Cryptomeria japonica (Japanese cedar) is the source of this 585-nucleotide messenger RNA. RefSeq lists its product as uncharacterized. Bases 1 to 585 code for a protein of 194 amino acids. The record is from RefSeq and is a predicted model, not a curated record. Lineage: Eukaryota; Viridiplantae; Streptophyta; Pinopsida; Cupressales; Cupressaceae. The transcript has a single exon.
AUGGAACUCUAUGGAUACGAGGCCCCUAGCUUUGCUAAUUCGGUGUUUGGUGAUAGCAAAGCCCCUCAAGCAAAGGAUAUGGUGCAGCAAUGUCAAGAUAUUUUGAAGGCUUUGAAGAACAACCUCCAGAUUGCACAGAAACAGCAGAAGUUGUACGCUAAUCAGCAGCGUAUAGAGUGCACAUUCAAGGUUGGAGACAUGGUCUAUCUUAGGCUUCAGCCUUUCAGACAAUCUACUCUCAAGAAGAGUGGAGCGGAGAAGCUCAAGCCACGUUUCUAUGGGCCAUUCAGAGUCAUCAGGCAAGUUGGUGCAGUGGCUUAUGACUUCAAGCUUCCGGCAAGUAGCAAGGUUCACAUUGUCUUCCACGUGUCUCGCCUCAAGAAGGCACUUGGCCAGAAUGUUUUGGUCUCUUAUGAUUUAUCUCCAUUGGAUGAGGAAAGACAAUUGGUGUUGAUUCUAGAGGAGAUCAUUGAUUUCAGAGAACGCUCCUUGAGGAGAAGGACAAUCAAGGAGUAUCUGGUGAAGUGGAAGAAUUUGCCUAUGGAAGAUGCUACUUGGAAGAAUGAGGAGAUUUUGCAGCAUUAG